Cajanus cajan (pigeon pea) is the source of this 4742-nucleotide messenger RNA. NCBI's taxonomy places the organism in Eukaryota, Viridiplantae, Streptophyta, Magnoliopsida, Fabales, Fabaceae. The record is from RefSeq and is a predicted model, not a curated record.
AGAAAGGCUGAUUGAUUGUUUAGGCUUGUCACCGUUUCCUCCAUUUUUCCUUUUGGGGACUCUCUCUCUCUCUCUCUCUCUUUUUCUCUUUCUAUCACACUUACUGCGAUACAUACAUAUGGUACAUCCUUCAUUUCAUUUUUUCUUUCUCAAUUUUCCCCCAAUUUUACUAGGGUUUUAAUUGCACCCCCAAUGCACUAAUCAUUCUUCAUUCAUUUCUCGUUAAUCAAUCUCCCACCGCACCAUUCAUUCCCAUCUCAAUUCAUACUUUCUGUUUCCAGCCAUGGCGUAUGAUCAGAAUUCCGUUCCCAUGGAUCUUCGUCCGCUGAACAUGGCCGCCGCGGUGGCGGAGGAGCCCUUGAUUUCUCCGGCCACCGUCACGCCGCCCACGCCCAAUUCCGUCGGGGAGAUUUUCUACACGCCCUCGGCCACCGCCGGCGCCGCCGCCACGUGGUGCGUCCGCCCCAUUGCGCAUCCCAACGUCAGCCCCGCCGCGUUCGGGUUUAACUACGGCGGUUCCGGUUACGGCAACCGCGUUGUGGCGGGGAAUGCUUUGAAUAUGGGCAAGGUUUUGGGCUGUAAUGGAUUGGACAAGGCCUGCAAUGAUGUGAAUGGUUUCGGUUAUGGUGUUGGCGGUGGCGGUGGCGGUGUUCGGGGCAGCAGAGCCGCCGGAAGCGGCGGUGAACACGGCGGCGAUGAUGGCGGUAGCGACGAAUCAGCAUCGGGGAGGAAGGUGAAGUUUCUGUGCAGUUUUGGUGGGAAGAUUUUGCCUAGGCCUAGUGAUGGAAUGCUGAGAUAUGUUGGGGGGCAAACGAGGAUCAUUAGUGUUAGGAGAGAUGUGAGUUUCAAUGAUUUGGUGCAGAAGAUGGUUGACACUUAUGGGCAGGCUUUGGUUAUUAAGUACCAGCUCCCCGAGGAGGAUCUUGAUGCAUUGGUGUCUGUGUCGUGUCCUGAUGAUGUGGAGAAUAUGAUGGAGGAGUAUGAGAAAUUGGUUGAAAGAUCUUCUGAUGGUUCUGCUAAGUUGAGGGUUUUUCUGUUUUCUGCUUCGGAUAGUGAAUGUUCUAGUGGGGUGCAGUUUGGGGACUUGCAAGAUACCGGGCAGAAAUAUUUUGAUGCUGUGAAUGGGAUUGGUGUUACAGAGGGGGUUGGGGGUGGGAUCAAUAGGAAGGAGAGUGUUACAAGUGCUGCAUCAACACAGAAUUCUGAUAUGAGUGGAGGUGAGGCUCUUGACGGUUCAAUUACAGGUCAAGGAGAUGUGAGUGGGGUGUCCUUGUCAUCAUCUAAGGAGAAUGUGUCAGCAGCUUCUUCAAACACAAGUUCAAAUUUGGUGGUUUCAGAGGCCGGUGCAUCGGUUUACUUGGGUAAUUCCGCGGCUACGUUGGCUAUGCCUGUUGCUAAGAAUAGUCCUACUACCCACAAUCCUUAUUUCCAGAAUGAGUUGGAAAAGUCGGUGCCUGUUACUUUGUCCCAGCAGCCAUUUGGAUUGCAGCAAUCUGGAACAGAGAUUCCGGUCACUUCACCUUAUUUGCAGCCUUUUGUUGAUCCGGGCCAGGAGGUUAUGAACCAUGCAGAUUAUGUCCAGCUGCCUUCCCAGAUGGGGUUCACAAAUACUCAGAUUUUAGGAAAGACUGGGACUGUCUUCACCCCACAGCAGUUUCAUGAUAAUACUCCUGGUUUAGCUUUCCAUCCGGUCAUCCCUGGGGUACAAAUGACAAUGACUCAACCAUCUUCUCAUGGAAUAAGACCAAAUGUUAUUCAACAACCACAACCACAACCAUUGGUGCAACCUCAGCAACAUCUUUUGGAUCAAUACAAUGAUGAAAAUACAUCAGGAGUAAGGAUUAUCCAGGUUCCUGCUGAACGUAGCUACAACACAUAUCAGGUUCAAGCGAACCAAGUUCCUUCUGUCAUAGUUGGUGGUAAUUAUGGCUGGGUUCAGGUUCCUCCACAAGAGCGUGUUGUUAUUUCUGAUGGAUUGUUAUCUCAACAACAGGUAAUGAUCCCUGAGAAAAUCCGAAGAGCCGAGGACUGUACUAUGUGUCAAAGAAAACUGCCUCAUGCACAUUCAGAUCCAGUAGUUCCAGAUCAGCAUAAUAAUGGUGCAUGUCCCAGUCCUGGUUCAUCCCCAAGUCACCGUAGUUUCCCGAUGGAGGACAACAUAAAAGCUCAAGCAGCAAAUAAGAUUAUGCCAAUGAAGGAAGGCAUUGCUGAACAAGGUGCUGGGACCAGACCCAGGGUUGUUGGAAAAUUGGAACCUCUUGAUGGAGUACAUCAUACUGAGACCACUGGGCUUUCUCAUAAUAUUGAGCCACAGCCUGAAGGUGGGAGGAUUUUUAUGCAAAAGCCAGAAGAAUUUGAUCAUUCCAGGAAUUCAUUUUUCCAGGAAAAGAUUGGAAGGAGAGGUGAAAAGCAAUCUCCAAAUGAUGAGCUCAUGGGAAACGCACCACUGUCUUAUCUACAUGAUGUUGCUGACCAGCACAUGGUACCAGUUGAAAAUUGGGUUAAACAGAAUGUGCUUCUUAACAAACCUGUCAGUAAUGAUACACCUAUAGUUGAUGGAACAUCUAUACAAACUUCAGAGUGUAUGGUUCAAGGAUCUCAAAAAGAAUAUACUAAUGAGCUUACUGGGGUUGGUUCUAAAUCAGAUGCCAUAGAUAAUUGGAUUAGACAAGACCAUCUAAAAACUAUUGAUGGAAGGAUGGACACCUUCAACAUACGUAAUUCUGAAGUUUAUGUAAGUAAUGAUUACUCUUUUCUGCCGGUUGAUAAAUCCAGUGGGAAUGAUAAAUUACAUUACAACUCUCAGCAAUCUGUAGAGGAAGAGGUGAUUCUGGACAACAACUUUGGCAGGUCUAAAUUGAUAGUUGAUGCGAAUCAAAGUAAGAUGACAGGUAUGAUGCCUUGUUCUAUGGAAAUUUCAUACGGGCACAAUUCCAGGUCAGGGGAAUGCAAUGAGGCUGCACAGCCCCCUGUUUGGGGCAUUCCUGGGUCAAAUUGUCCACCGAAGAUUGGAAACCCCCACAGGGAUGAUUUAGUAUCAUCUUCAUCCCCAUCUGUCAGGUUUGGAGAGGUGCAGGAUACUCCAAACUCACUUUUCAGCAAUCAGGAUCCCUGGAAUAUUCAGCAUGGUACCUUCUUUCCACCUGCUGGACCUAACAAAGAUGCAUUGAAGAAUCGUAAUGAUCACUUUGGUGAGAACUCAGGCAACUUUGGGGAACAAAGUUUAGAAGCACAGUUGGAUGAUACCCUCUACCAGUCAUUCAAACAAAAUUUAACUUUAGAACAUGGUCGAUAUGCCAAAGGUUCAGCAGAAGACCAACAACUUCAAGCUGUUGCAGAAGAUGUAGCAGCUUCUGUUCUGCACUCAAGAACUCCAUCAAAUUCUGACUUGCAUUCCAGAGAUGUUUCCUGUCAGGAAAACAUUGAGGAUGGAAGCGUUCAAAAUAAUCUAAUAGAUGUAACAUGUGGACAUAAAACUCAGGAUGCCAAGAACAAGCAACCAGAAAAGGCAAAUUUUGGCUUUCCUGCAUCGGGUGUGGGAAAAUUACAGGUUAUAAAGAAUUGUGAUCUUGAAGAACUGACUGAACUGGGUUCUGGUACCUUUGGGACUGUAUAUCAUGGAAAAUGGAGGGGCACAGAUGUUGCAAUCAAGCGGAUUACUGAUAGAUGUUUUGCUGGAAAGCCUUCAGAGCAAGAGCGCAUGAGAAGUGACUUCUGGAAUGAGGCAAUCAAGCUGGCUGACUUGCACCAUCCAAAUGUGGUAGCUUUCUAUGGUGUAGUGCUUGAUGGCCCAGGAGGUUCUGUGGCAACAGUAACUGAGUAUAUGGUUAACGGUUCUUUAAGAAAUUCCCUGCAAAAGAGUGAGAGGAAUCUUGACAAGCGCAAGCGUCUUUUGAUUGCAAUGGACGUGGCAUUUGGAAUGGAGUACUUGCAUGGAAGAAACAUUGUACACUUUGACUUGAAAAGUGACAACUUGCUUGUGAAUCUCCGAGAUCCUCACCGCCCAAUAUGCAAGGUUGGCGACUUGGGUCUGUCCAAAGUAAAAUGUCAGACACUGAUCUCUGGUGGUGUGAGAGGAACUCUACCAUGGAUGGCUCCAGAACUGCUGAACGGAAGCAGUAGCCUUGUAUCAGAGAAGGUUGAUGUGUUUUCGUUUGGUAUUGUGAUGUGGGAACUCUAUACUGGGGAGGAGCCAUACGCUGACUUGCACUAUGGUGCUAUUAUAGGUGGUAUUGUGAGCAACACUUUGCGCCCUCCUGUUCCUGAAUCUUGUGAUCCAGAAUGGAGAUUGUUGAUGGAGAGGUGCUGGUCAUCAGAGCCAUCUGAGAGACCUACCUUCACUGAGAUUGCCAGUGAAUUACGUUCUAUAGCGUCCAAGAUCUCUCCCAGAGGACAAAACUCUCCUAAGGGACAAAACCAACAGCUGCAACCCAAUUCGCUACAGACUCAAGUCCACAAAUGAUUUUUGCCUUAUUUUGUGUUUUUCAUCCAAUUGCAUAUUCUGCAAUAUAUAAUAGGGAAGGAAUGAUUUGUUAAUUGUUUCAGACAGAAAGUUACCAAGGUUGUUAAGAGGUUUCUAGCUUUUUUAGUUAUACUACAUAUUCUUCUAUUACUUCCAACCCUCAAUGAACAUGAUCAAACAUGUCAUUUGAGUUGGCAAAAAAAAAAUAGAAAAUAAGAAAACAAUGUGAAAAGUUGUACUGCCUUUGUUAAAAUCGUGUUCAUUCAUUGAAUUUCCUUUA